UGGAGCAGGUAUGAAGGGGUUGUAUCAAGACAAACAAAACAGGACCAUGCAGGGUCUAACAGGGAACUGGGGAUAACUAAAGGCAGAGGAAGACAUGGACCAAACACAAGGUGGUAUUGCGCCAAAGAAGCAGGGAUCACACAGGCACUGACAUAGGCAGCAACAUGGGUAACGACAAUGACUGAACUGGGCCUGAGGAGGUCCAAGCCUAAUGAGUGUGCAGCAAGCAACAGGCAUGGUACUUUAGGCUCAUGUCAGGGAGGAGAUGGGAGUGCCAGGCAGGCACAUGACUGGCAGGACACAAUGCUGUAUGUGCCACUACGGUCUUUCUUUCAGUAUAACUUUCUGUUCAAAAUUAAUUGAGGCAAUCAGCUUUAGUCUGAUUUCAUUUUAAAUAAAACCCCCUUCUACAUCUUGUCAGUCCUUAGCCCAGCACUUUCUGCAAAAUGAUUGAAGACAGAACAUUUUCAGUUAUAAAUUUCUGUUACUGAUUAAUUUUCCCCUACCUUGGGCAGAAAUGCACACAUCUGAGAUAUAAUUUCAAAAAAUCUUUCACAUGACAAAUUAUUUUAGGUAAAAGACCAAAAUACCUUCCUUCAUUGGGACGGCACAUGACGCCUGCGGCCAGAUUUAUGCGAUAAUAAAUUUGAAUGAGUCCUCAUUUUACGUCAUAUAGUCUCAUCCCUCCCUGCUAUGAUUUUCCCAGUAUAGUUUAAAGCGAUUUUCAUUACUGAGAUCCAUUUUUUUCACCGUGGAAUAUGAGUAACAUCAGUGAAAUCAUGCAAAGACACACUGGAAAAACAAAUAUAUAAUUAUGAAAUGAGAAAUUCCUGCUGAGAUAGUAUGGGGCAAUAUAUGAUUAGAAUUAGAGAAAUCAGAAAUACAAUUCAAUAAAACAAUAAUCUAGAUCCAGAUCAAUUGAAUGUCAUAUACUGGAUUUAUAUAGCAUAUAAUGGUCAUGUAAAAUCAUAUGUAGUUUUACCUUCUGAGAUUUUUGAAUUUGUUCACUGAAAAUUGGUUGAAAUUUAAUUGUACACAAUAGUUAUUUCUUUAGAAUAAUAAACAAGAAAUAAACUUCCUGUUUUGGGCAGACAACAUGAAAAGGAAAAUCCUAUCACUGUAUAAAUUAAAGAUUAAACGAUUUGUCACAGACCUGAAGCUGCCAUUUGAGAGAGGUGAAAUUUUGAAACUGAGCAAGUUCUGAACAAUUAACAAGAGUUGUAGUGAAUAUACUCGAUUUCGUAUGAUGUUGAUGGAUUUGUAAUCAUACAGCAUUAUUAGGUCUAUUUAAACAAACUUAAUCUGCAACAAUGUUUACUCUGGUCUUAUUACGUGAGCGUGUCUUUUCUCUCUUCACCUGGAUACGAUCCCUUAGCGCUUCGUUUUUCCCUCAGCAUCACCAUCUUUCGCUGCUAUGUCAUGUCAAGAUUAUUCUACGGCUCGCUCUCGCUCUGUCUCUCUCUCUGAAAUGUGGCGUUUGUAGCGCGUCUUAAACAGCACAAGGCAGAAGGGGUUUACAUUGAAAAUAAUUCAAUUUUUGGCAGAAAAACAACACAUUACGUUCAUCCACUUUCUUUCUACUGGAAUUUUGACGCACUGAACAUUCCACCAUUACUUCCCAAAGCAAAGCGGACUUUCUAGCGCUUUCUUCUCGGUUCGUCCAGAGGAAGCCAUUCGUUGCAGCUGUAGGUAUCGUCAUGGUGUUGGCUAUUAUUAUAGUAUUACUACUCCUGUUCGAAACUUCAAAGACUUCGGCUCAUUAUGAGAUGAUGGGAACCUGUCGAAUGAUCUGCGAUCCAUACAACCCUAAAUCCAGCUCUACUGCCAUGGAAGUGAUGCAGGACCUGAGUGUCAUCCCGCCAACCUUCGUUCAAGGGACUAGAGGUGAGCCAGGGCGACCGGGGAAACCCGGACCUCGGGGUCCACCUGGCGAGCCGGGUCCGCCCGGUCCAAAAGGACCACCGGGAGAGAGAGGCGAAUCGGGGAAGCCAGGGUUUACAGGUCUAACCUCGGGGACAGCGAAGACGGAAACGGGGGAGGUUAGUGCAACAGUGUUCGGAACAAAAAUAGCUUUUUAUGUAGGUCUGAAGAACCCUCACGAAGGUUAUGAAGUUCUCAAAUUCGACGAUGUAGUAACAAACCUGGGAAACCAUUACGACUCGUCCACCGGAAAGUUCACUUGCCAGGUGCCUGGGAUUUAUUUCUUCACAUACCACGUUUUAAUGAGAGGAGGCGAUGGGACCAGCAUGUGGGCAGACCUUUGCAAAAACGGACAGGUCCGUGCUAGUGCCAUUGCCCAGGAUGCUGAUCAAAACUAUGAUUACGCUAGUAAUAGCGUGGUCCUGCAUCUGGACUCUGGGGACGAAAUAUACAUCAAACUGGACGGUGGCAAAGCUCACGGAGGCAACAAUAACAAGUACAGCACAUUUUCGGGCUUCAUUUUGUAUCCUGACUGAUGAUUUCGCUGACAUCUCAGACUCUUACAAGUUAAUGUGCUCGUGAACAAAAUGAUUUAUAUCUAGGCCAUUAUCCAUCUACUUAAUUCUACUUUUUGGGGACAAUAACACAUCACAUGCGUUUCUUGUCCAGCUGGUACAUGCAAAGACAUCGUUUUGAAAUCAAUAUUUUGGUUGUGGUAAUUUUUGUUUUGGCAUAAUGUGGUGUGAAAACGAAAAAGCAACGUAUGCAAAAUAUAGGAACUAUAUACAAAUAUAAAAA
Messenger RNA from Paramormyrops kingsleyae, 2718 nucleotides. RefSeq names its product complement component 1, q subcomponent-like 2 (gene c1ql2). Gene Ontology annotation, molecular function: protein binding. The record is from RefSeq and is a predicted model, not a curated record. NCBI's taxonomy places the organism in Eukaryota, Metazoa, Chordata, Actinopteri, Osteoglossiformes, Mormyridae.